CUCAUUGAUUGGCUCUAAAUAUCCUGAUCCUCUCCACAUGUUCUGGUCAGCUGAGGAUUCGCUCGUCAUGUGACUGAAGUCUGACAUGACACAAUAGUCUAAUGAAAAGUGUUGUCAUUGUGAAGUUCUUGUGAGCAAGUCGAGAUGAUGGGGUUGACGAAAGCAAGCGCUUGCAGCGUUGUGUUGCUACUUGUCGUGGCAAUUGAUACAGGGUUCUCGAAUCCCCUAAAAUCCAAGGAAUCCUGGGGCUAUGUUGACGUUCGGGAGGGGGCUCAUAUGUUCUGGUGGCUUUACUAUGCAGACAGCCCGUCAGCCAGAUACUCCCAGCUGCCUCUCGUUAUGUGGCUGCAGGGAGGCCCGGGAGGAUCAGGCUGUGGCUUUGGGAACUUUGAAGAGAUCGGACCCCUGGACAGAGACCUUGAGCCUAGGAAAAACUCCUGGGUUCAGUACUCCAGUGUAUUGUUUGUUGAUAACCCGGUAGGAACAGGCUUCAGCUACACGGACUCAGAGGAGGCCUUCGCUACUGACGUGGCUACGGUCGCCUCCGACAUGCUGGUGCUGCUCAAACAGUUCUUCAACAAGGAGGAAGAAUUCCAGAGCGUGCCCUUCUACAUAUUCUCAGAGUCCUAUGGAGGGAAGAUGGCUGCCGCGAUCUCACUGGAACUCACUAAGGCCGUAGAAAAAGGAACCCUGAAAUGUAACUUUGCUGGAGUGGCUCUGGGAGACUCUUGGAUCUCUCCACUGGACUCUGUUAUGACCUGGGGUCCUUAUCUGUACACCACGUCCCUGCUAGAUGACUACGGCCUGCGGGAGGUGAGCAGUGCAGCGGAGGCGGUGAAGCAGGCGGUGGAUCAGGGGCAGUACCUGAAGGCCACAGAGCUCUGGUCUGUCACUGAGAGUGUCGUGGAACAGAACACAAACGGAGUCAACUUCUACAACAUCCUCACCCAGGAACCUGAUGAGAAGAUGUCCUCCGUGGCUGGAGAAGGAUACCUCUCUCUGCUGAAGCGGCACCACAUUAGCCCCCUCCACCGCCAAUCACUGAGCCAGCUGAUGAACGGGCCAAUCAGGAAGAAGCUGGCAAUCAUCCCUCAGAACGUCACCUGGGGAGGUCAGGCUGAGGCAGUGUUCAGCAGCAUGUCAGGUGACUUCAUGAAGCCAGUGGUGGACGUGGUGGAUCAGCUGUUGGAAGCUGGGGUCAACGUCACCGUCUACAACGGACAGCUUGACCUCAUAGUGGACACCAUGGGUCAGGAGCAAUGGGUGAAGCAGCUGAAGUGGGUGGGGCUCCAGAGCUUCAGCCAAAUGAAAUGGACUGCCCUUGAUGACCCCGCCUUCCCGGGUGUGACCGGCGCCUUCUACAAGACCUACAAGAACUUCUCCUUCUACUGGAUCCUCAAGGCUGGUCACAUGAUCCCCUCGGACCAGGGAGCCAUGGCACUGCAGAUGCUGAAGAUGAUCACACAGCAGGACUGACGCACUUAAUAACACACAGGCGCAUACCUUACCGCACAUGCUAGAGCUGGAUGAUAUGGAGACCAAAAAAAAUCCAUAUUGUGAUAUAUUUCCUUUUUUUUUUUAAAUUUGAUGCAAUAUUGUUAAAUCACGUAUUUUGGGGGGGAGGUAUGCUAAAGCUGGGCGACAUGGACAAAAAGUCCUAUCGUGAUGAAUGUAACUAUAAUAUAUGUUUAAUGGUUAGUUACUUUACAUCGGCGAAGAGCGUCUGCUAAAUGACACAUUUUUAAAUGUAAAGUAGCAGCAGAGCUCUAGACGCGUUUCCAGGGCCAGGUAAGACAACUGAGAUGGUAGCCUACGAUUCUAAAAGUAAGAUAUUUCAUCCAACAUAUCCAGGGAAGGCAUGGUUGAUGUGCAACCUGUCAAUAGGAUCACAACACUGAGCUAGACUACUAACUGUAGAUAUAUUGUUGCUAGGUAACCAUGUAGGCUAAUUGAUUAAUCGAUAAGUAAAUGUAGGCUAAUCUCCUACAGAAACUUCCCAGCUCUAGGCCUAGGCUACUUGAUGUAGGUCUAUUCACUUCAAAUGGCGCGCUCCACGAGAAGGGUCUAAUUGCGGCUCGCAAUUCUGGGCGUUACUGCAUGUGGUCAUUCCUUCAUCUGCAGGAACCACUCUUUAUAGUUCUGUUGGUCCAUGAUUAAGUUAGGACAGUGAUACACAGGCGGGAGGCGGGGGUGAGCGGUAAUGAACCAUAACGUUGGAUGCCAACCGCCGAUAAACCCCACCUUCGCCCUCGCUUGUCGGACACUGCUUUCUCGCAGUUAUGUUUAACGACGUCGAGGGCAGGCGGGAGCGAAGGAGACUGUGCUAGCUAGCUAGGACACCGGGAGGCAGCAGUAACACUGGUUGGUAGCUAGCUAGGACACCGGGAGGCAGCAGUAACACUGGUUGGUAGCUAGCUAGGACACCGGGAGGCAGCAGUAACACUGGUUGGUAGCUAGCUAGGACACCGGGAGGCAGCAGUAACACUGGUUGGUAGCUAGCUGGGACACCGGGAGGCAGCAGUAACACUGGUUGGUAGCUAGCUAGGACACCGGUAGACAGCAGUAACACUGGUUGGUAGCUAGCUAGGACACCGGGAGGCAGCAGUAACACUGGUUGGUAGCUAGCUAGGACACCGGGAGGCAGCAGUAACACUGGUUGGUAGCUAGCUAGGACACCGGGAGGCAGCAGUAACACUGGUUGGUAGCUAGCUAGGACACCGGGAGGCAGCAGUAACACUGGUUGGUAGCUAGCUAGGACACCGGGAGGCAGCAGUAACACUGGUUGGUAGCUAGCUAGGACACCGGGAGGCAGCAGUAACACUGGUUGGUAGCUAGCUAGGACGCCGGUAGACGGCAGUAACACUGGUUGGUAGCUAGCUAGGACACCGGUAGACGGCAGUAACACUGGUUGGUUGGUAGCUAGCUAGCUAGGACACCGGUAGACGGCAGUAACACUGGUUGGUUGGUUGGUAGCUAGCUAGCUAGGACACCGGUAGACGGCAGUAACACUGGUUGGUUGGUAGCUAGCUAGGACACCGGUAGACGGCAGUAACACUGGUUGGUUGGUAGCUAGCUAGCUAGGACACCGGUAGACGGCAGUAACACUGGUUGGUUGGUAGCUAGCUAGCUAGGACACCGGUAGACGGCAGUAACACUGGUUGGUUGGUAGCUAGCUAGCUAGGACACCGGUAGACGGCAGUAACACUGGUUGGUAGCUAGCUAGCUAGGACACCGGUAGAGUUUAGUUCGCCCAUCAUCAGUUUAAUUUCCCUUUUGACCAACAUUUUAAUCUCAUAGAAUAUCAAGUGGCCCACAAGCAUGAAGAUCAAGGCUAACCUACUUCAUGAAGUGAUUUGUUUGACAAUCAGAUGAAAACCAGUCAUGAUGUUGUGUUCAUGCCACAUUAAAAGGUAAUACAUUUUGAUAGUUAAUUAAAUGACAUGUCUUUACACAGAGGAGGUCCCGUGAAGAAAAACAUAAGUGCCUCGUUAUGGAAAUCAAAUGCCAGUCCAACUGAUUCAUCCUGGCGCCAGCCCCGAGGUACAGGCAGAGACUUUCAUAGCAGGAAACAACAUAAUGCAUAGGCUAUUACUGUUGACCACAUAAUGGUUCUAGAACAAUCCACAGGAACGUUGUGUAGCAAAAUAACCCAAAAUGUAUGCAAAAUGAUUUGGUACGAGGAAGGCGGUGUCGGUAAUUUUGGGUUUAUCGUCCCAGCUCUAGUACGCACACACACACACUGAUGCCAGCUGGAAUGGCACUCCGUCAGAUUUAAGGCAAUCAGGAAGAAUCACCAAAUAUAACCGACUGCUCAGUCCAGCAUCAUCCAUACUGUACCAUUAUCCACCACAAUCUGCUUCUAUACUGGUGCACUAUACCAGAGCUACUACAGGGGAUGCGGACCGGUACUCAACAUCUGAUCUAACUGAUUGAUUUCCUUUGUACAUUUGAGCGUGAGAACAAUAAUAAAAAAAAGCUUUCUUUUUUCUAAAUAGUGUGCCUGUUUGAAUGCUUUGGUGGAGAUUUGUUGACUAAAAUAUUAAAUAAAUUCUUUCAUACAUUUCUAAAA
Molecule: messenger RNA, 4069 nt
Organism: Salmo salar (Atlantic salmon)
Lineage: Eukaryota; Metazoa; Chordata; Actinopteri; Salmoniformes; Salmonidae
Product: retinoid-inducible serine carboxypeptidase
Biological process (GO): proteolysis
Molecular function (GO): serine-type carboxypeptidase activity
Source: RefSeq, a predicted model, not a curated record